Messenger RNA from Penicillium vulpinum, 225 nucleotides. RefSeq lists its product as uncharacterized. Bases 1 to 225 code for a protein of 74 amino acids. The transcript is spliced from 2 exons. The record is from RefSeq and is a predicted model, not a curated record. Lineage: Eukaryota; Fungi; Ascomycota; Eurotiomycetes; Eurotiales; Aspergillaceae.
AUGGACCCUGUCACAGAUUCUUUCGAGCACACAGAGGAGGAGAAACGCUCCAAUCCUCCCACCAAAAAGACCUCACCCACCCCCGACGACCGCAAGGAGCCCUGGCGCGAGUUCAAAACCGUCACGGACGAUGUCUCCGUUAGCAAGCACAAGCCGACUGUGAAGGGAUUAAGUCAGUCGCUCGUUUCACAGAAGGUCGGCCUGGAAGUUUGCGAGUUUACCUAG